Helianthus annuus (common sunflower) is the source of this 534-nucleotide messenger RNA. RefSeq lists its product as uncharacterized. The transcript has a single exon. The coding region runs from base 1 to 534 and encodes 177 amino acids. The record is from RefSeq and is a predicted model, not a curated record. Lineage: Eukaryota; Viridiplantae; Streptophyta; Magnoliopsida; Asterales; Asteraceae.
AUGGGGGAACCAACUCAUAACAGGGAAUUUUUUUGGAAUUCUUGGGCUCCUCCGAAGCAAAACGUUCUGCUUUGGCGGGCGAUUUGGGGCAGCGUUGCGUCGAAGUCUGGGCUGGCUCGUCAGGGUGUUGCUUUGCCGGAUACCCUUUGCUCUCGGUGCGGGAUUCAGACUGAAGAUCCUGACCAUAUAUUCCUCAAUUACUUGUGGGCUAGGUGCAUAUGGUGGCAAGUGCUAACCUGGAUGCGUAUCAACUUCCCCGUUAAUUGCAGUAGCUUGAAGGACCUCAUAGAUAUAUUGAAGGAAAGCCCGGGAAGUAAAGCUUGGAAGCGCACUGUGUACACGGUUGGUAUGGCGGCGGUUUGGAGAAUUUGGGGAGCGAGAAACCUUAAGACUUUCGAAGAUUCUUUUGUUCCGGUUAAGAAGACGGUCGAUCUCAUCAAGGAGGACGUCUUUUCCUGGAUCAUUAAUAGAACCAAGUUGAAGGCCCUCGCGUGGGAAGACUGGAUGGAGUUCAAUAUUGUUAACUUGUUAUAA